Molecule: messenger RNA, 657 nt
Organism: Uncinocarpus reesii 1704
Lineage: Eukaryota; Fungi; Ascomycota; Eurotiomycetes; Onygenales; Onygenaceae
Exons: 2
Coding region: 1-657 (218 amino acids)
Cellular component (GO): mitochondrion
Source: RefSeq, a predicted model, not a curated record
AUGAAGGAGCUCAAUAGGCCACUGGAAGACGUUUGCAAUAUUUGGGAGUACGACGAACAAGUACUGGCGCUCAUGAACCGCGUUGAAGUAAAAUCGUCCAAUCAUCUAGGAAUGGACGCGCUCGUUUUCCCGAGCGAAGUCGAGAAAACUGCACUCCUAGAAUUCUUCCGUGAUAUUGACUUUGACGAGACAACUACCGUUGACGAAACUCCCAUCGACGAGUCUGAGGCUUCUGGAGUUUCCCCCGGACCCACAGAGACCAGCGCGUUAUCACAAUUGGAUAUUACCGACCUAGAGAUUCGAACUCCCGAAAACCUUGAGUUUUUGGCGAUGCCCCUGACAGACCCAACGUUCCAGUUUGCUUUCCUCAAGCGUGCCAGCCAGCUAACUGGCUACCGCGUUCCUGACCCGGAAAUUUCAUCUGUGACCGAGAUAUCCAGCCUCUUGAAAUUGUUCACUGCGGCAUCUAAACCCAAGCCAGCAAAGCUCGCCGAUAUCCUCAUCGCCGAGGGCAAGUUUGCUGCUCUUCCCAACGUGAAAAUCUUUGAUAGGAGACAGACGCCAAUUGAUCAAGAAAAGGAGGUUGGACGAUGGAAGAUUAUCGAGGAGGAACUUACAAAGAGGGGCCUGCCUGUUACUGGACGCGUGAAAACAUAA